GCUAACCGCCUCGCCUCGCCUCCGGCAGUGUCUAGUUAGCUCAUCAGCUCGUCCUAGCCAGCCAGCUAGCUGCAGUAGCUUGCUAGAUCCCGGCGACAGCGACCGCGCACGCCGUCGCGCACACGCCGCCCGGCCCGCGCGCGUGUAUAUAAGCGCGCCCGGUGAUCCCAGCUUCACCAUUCCGCUCACAGCGCAGUAAUCUCUUCUCAGUUAGAAGUGCGCGCGACUCGAGGUCCAGAAUUGAGCUCGGCAGCUACUAGUCGAAGUCGGAUCGGCUGCGCUAAUAAUGGAGGUCGCCGCCAGGACCACCAUUGCUCUGCUCCUCGCGCUCGCCGUCGCCUCAGGGUGCCUCUGCGGCGGCGCCCAGGGCCGCCACCACCGCCACACCAAGCACACCAGGCACAACUCCGCGCACGCGCACGCGCCCUCCCAGGCUCCGGGCCCGUCGAGCUCGAGGCGGCACGCGCCUCCGCACGCGCGGGGCGCCUCUCCGCCGGCCCCGCCGCCGUCGUCGUCUUCGGGGGCCGGCGGCGACUAUCCGACCCCCGGCGCGGCGCCCGACCCGGCGCCGGAGCCAGCGGCGGGCAGCGCGGUCGCCGUGUACGACGUCGUGAAGGACUUCGGCGCCGUCGGGGACGGCGUGGCGGACGACACCGACGCCAUCAAGACGGCGUGGGACACCGCGUGCUCGGAGGACGGCGACGGCGUCGUGCUCGCCGCCGCCGGGCACACGUUCCUCGUGCACACCACCGUCUUCACCGGCCCGUGCCAGGGAAGCGUCACGAUCCAGCUCGACGGGACGAUCGUGGCGCCGAGCGACCCCGACAAGUGGCCGGCCAACAACAAGCGCAACUGGCUCGUGUUCUACAACGCCCACGGCACGACGCUGCGCGGCGCGGGGCUCAUCGACGGCAAGGGCCAGAAGUGGUGGGAGCUCCCCUGCAAGGUUCACAAGGGCCAGGGCGGAUCAAGCGGCCACGGAGAAUCCUGUGACAGCCCAGUGGCGCUCCGGUUCUUCACGAGCAACAACGUGACGGUGCAAGGCCUCAAGGUGCAGAACAGCCCCGAGUUCCACUUCCGUUUCGACAGCUGCCGCGGCGUGCUGGUGAGCGGCCUGUCCAUCAGCUCCCCGCAGCAGAGCCCCAACACGGACGGCAUCCACAUCGAGAACACCCAGGACGUGCUCAUCGCCAACGCGGCGGUCUCCAACGGCGACGACUGCGUCUCCAUCGGCGCCGGCACCCUCAACGUGCACAUCGAGAACGUCACCUGCGGGCUGGGCCACGGCAUCAGCAUCGGGUCCCUGGGCAAGCAGGGCACCCGGGCGUGCGUGGCCAACGUGACGGUGCGCAACGCCGUGAUCCGGCACUCGGACAACGGGGUCCGGAUCAAGACGUGGCAGGGCGGGUCGGGGUCCGUGUCGUCGGUGUCGUUCGAGAACGUGCGCAUGGACGCCGUGCGCAACCCCAUCAUCAUCGACCAGUACUACUGCCUCUCCAGGAGCUGCGAGAACGCCACCACCGCCGUCUUCGUCUCCGGCAUCUCCUACGCGGGGAUCCGGGGGACCUACGACGCGCGCAGCCCGCCGAUCCACUUCGGGUGCAGCGACGCCGUGCCGUGCACCAACAUCACGCUCGCCGACGUCGAGCUGCUCCCGGCAGCGUCGUCGGGGCAGUCGGUCGACGACCCUUUCUGCUGGAACGUCUACGGCAACGCCGCCACGCCCACGGUGCCGCCGGUGGCGUGCCUCAUGGACGGCGUGCCCGGUAACUACGCCGAUAACAGCAGCUUGAAAUGCUACUGAUGGACCGAGGUCGUCGUACAAUCUACAUCCUGCUGCUGCUGCUACUUGUUUAGAGGAAGGCAAACAGACAGAGAAAAGUAAGAGUAGUGCAGAUAAAAGAAGUUUAAAGCGUGAUUACUUAUGUAUAUAUAGAAAAGAAGAUAAAGGUAUAAUAGUAACAGGUGAUUUGUGUGAGAAUUACCGGAAUGUAUACACAGCAUGUAUAGAAUGCUUUGGUGCCAUGCAUAUAGGACACUUGCCGCACAUGCAUGGCUUGUGUGUUUUUUUCCCUCUUUUUUUUUACCGUGGCUAGGAUGUGUGCGCUUGUUUAUGUAGCAAUAAUCUCUUGUUGUGUGCAUGUUUCACUUGAAACACGUACCACCUUUAAA
This is a messenger RNA of Panicum hallii, 2172 nucleotides long. RefSeq names its product polygalacturonase At1g48100-like. Gene Ontology annotation, biological process: carbohydrate metabolic process. Bases 287 to 1804 code for a protein of 505 amino acids. Lineage: Eukaryota; Viridiplantae; Streptophyta; Magnoliopsida; Poales; Poaceae. The transcript has 4 exons. Gene Ontology annotation, molecular function: polygalacturonase activity. The record is from RefSeq and is a predicted model, not a curated record.